AGGGAGCCGGCCGUCCCGCGGGUACCGGCAGGAAAAGCUCCGAGGGGAGCGGAGCGGAGUGGAGUUGCCGCCGCCGUUUCCCCUCUUCCCUUUCCUCUGGCUGCGGUCGCAAGCUUAAACCUCUCCCGGACAGCUGGAUUGAAAGUGAACCACAAUGGAUGCUGUCAUGUCAGAUAGUCCUCCAAACCCGAGCUGCAAAAUCAUGACUUUUAGGCCUUCGAUGGAUGAAUUCAGGGAGUUCAACAAAUACUUAGCGUACAUGGAAUCACAAGGUGCUCAUAGGGCUGGAGUUGCAAAGGUUAUCCCACCAAAGGAGUGGAAGCCAAGAAAGCAUUAUGAUGAUAUUGAAGAUCUGGUGAUUCCUGCUCCGAUUCAGCAGAUGGUCACUGGCCAGUCGGGGCUCUUCACACAGUACAACAUUCAGAAAAAGCCAAUGACAGUAAAGGAGUUCAAGCAGCUGGCCAACAGUGACAAAUACUGCACCCCAAGAUACGUAGAUUAUGAAGAUCUGGAGCGUAAAUACUGGAAGAACUUGACUUUUGUGGCACCAAUUUAUGGAGCAGAUAUCAAUGGGAGCAUUUAUGAUGAAGGUGUUGAGGAAUGGAAUAUUGCCCAUCUUAAUACAAUAUUGGAUGUUGUAGGAGAAGACUGUGGAAUUUCUAUUGAAGGUGUAAAUACACCGUAUUUAUAUUUUGGCAUGUGGAAAACAACAUUUGCAUGGCACACUGAAGACAUGGAUCUCUACAGUAUUAAUUAUCUCCAUUUUGGGGAGCCAAAGUCAUGGUAUGCUAUCCCUCCAGAGCAUGGGAAACGGCUUGAAAGACUAGCUCAAGGGUUCUUCCCAAGCAGUUCUCAAGGAUGUGAUGCUUUUCUUCGCCACAAGAUGACUCUGAUUUCUCCAUCAAUAUUGAAGAAGUAUGGAAUUCCUUUUGACAAGGUUACACAAGAGGCAGGAGAAUUUAUGAUUACUUUCCCAUAUGGAUACCAUGCAGGAUUUAACCACGGUUUUAACUGCGCGGAGUCAACAAACUUUGCCACCAUCCGAUGGAUUGAUUAUGGAAAAGCAGCGAAGUUGGUAAGUCAUGCUGCAGAAAACUGA
Molecule: messenger RNA, 1099 nt
Organism: Calidris pugnax (ruff)
Lineage: Eukaryota; Metazoa; Chordata; Aves; Charadriiformes; Scolopacidae
Product: lysine-specific demethylase 4C-like
Exons: 8
Coding region: 155-1099 (314 amino acids)
Biological process (GO): chromatin remodeling
Cellular component (GO): nucleus
Molecular function (GO): histone H3K9 demethylase activity; histone H3K36 demethylase activity
Source: RefSeq, a predicted model, not a curated record